Messenger RNA from Lagopus muta (rock ptarmigan), 1800 nucleotides. RefSeq names its product MAF bZIP transcription factor A (gene MAFA). The transcript has a single exon. Gene Ontology annotation, biological process: regulation of transcription by RNA polymerase II; retinal rod cell development. The coding region runs from base 1 to 861 and encodes 286 amino acids. Gene Ontology annotation, cellular component: nucleus. The record is from RefSeq and is a predicted model, not a curated record. Gene Ontology annotation, molecular function: RNA polymerase II cis-regulatory region sequence-specific DNA binding; DNA-binding transcription factor activity, RNA polymerase II-specific. Lineage: Eukaryota; Metazoa; Chordata; Aves; Galliformes; Phasianidae.
AUGGCCUCGGAGUUGGCCAUGACCGCGGAGCUGCCCACCAGCCCCCUCGCCAUCGAAUACGUCAACGAUUUUGACCUGAUGAAGUUUGAGGUGAAGAAAGAGCCGGCGGAGGCCGAGAGGCUGUGCCACCGCUUGCCUGCUGGUUCUCUUUCUUCCACCCCUCUCAGCACCCCGUGCUCCUCCGUGCCUUCCUCGCCCAGUUUUUGCGCUCCCAGCCCCGGUGGGCAACCGAGUGCUGGUCCCACCGCCGCUCCCCUGGGCUCCAAACCGCAGCUGGAGGAGCUGUAUUGGAUGUCGGGCUACCAACACCACCUCAACCCCGAAGCGCUCAACUUGACCCCGGAGGAUGCUGUGGAGGCUUUGAUCGGCGCUCCGCACCACCAUCAUCAUCACCAUCAGAGCUAUGAGUCGUUCCGGCCUCAGCCCUUUGGGGGUGAGGAGCUGCCCCCGGCAGCCCACCACCACAACGCCCACCACCACCAUCACCACCACCACCUGCGCUUGGAGGAGAGGUUUUCCGACGACCAGUUGGUGAGUAUGUCGGUGCGGGAGCUCAACCGGCAGCUGCGGGGAUUCAGCAAGGAGGAGGUGAUUCGCCUCAAGCAGAAGAGGAGGACCUUGAAGAACCGCGGCUACGCGCAGUCCUGUCGCUACAAGCGGGUCCAGCAGAGGCACAUCCUGGAGAACGAGAAGUGUCAGCUCCAGAGCCAAGUGGAACAACUCAAGCAAGAAGUUUCCCGUUUGGCCAAGGAGCGGGAUCUGUACAAAGAGAAGUACGAGAAGUUGGCGGCGCGGGGCUUCCCCCGGGAGCCAUCCCCUCCCGCAGCCCCAAAAACUACCGCCGCUGACUUCUUCAUGUGAGCCCGGGGUGGGGUGAAGCGGGGGGGUGACAUUGCAAUGCCCCUAUAUUCCUCCCCCCCCCCCUCCCCCCGAUGUGGGGAGAGCAAACGAUCUGCUUGUAUAAAAAUAUAUAUAUAUAUUAUUUUCUUCUGAAAAGUUGUUCCGAAAAUGCGGGGAAAAUGGGACCCCCCCCCUCCCCAGCCCCAUCAGGACUUAGACUGGAAAGGGAGAGGGAGGGGGGUCCUGGGGAGGGGGACGCAUCCGAUAGACCCCCCUGUGUGGGGAGAGGGGAACAUGUCCUAUAGACCCCUUAUCCAGGGAGAGCAAACAAUCUGCUACUGUAUUGUAAUAAAUAUUUUCUUCCGAACAAAUGGGGAAAUGGGACCCCCCCUCCCCAACCCCAUCAGGACUCGAGCUGGAAAGGGGGGGGUCCAGGGGAGGGGGGUCAUCCUAUAGACCCCUUAUAUGGGAAGAGAAAACAAUCUGCUUGUAUUAAAACAAAAAUAAAACCAAGUAUUUUCUUCCGAAAAUACGGGGGAAUGGGAUCCCAACCACCCCCCACCCCCCAUAAGGACUUGGACUGAAUCAAAGAGGGGUCCUGGGAGGGGAGGGGGCGGAAAGGCAGCGGACGUGGAGCCAGCCUGCAUGCGGGACGUGUACGGCGUGCCGCCCCCGGAGCUCUAUCGCCCUCCACCCUGCGUGUUUAACCCCCUCCUUUAAUGACCAUUAAUUAUUAUAAUGAAUUAAUUUCGGGGUGUCCCCGUGCAUUGCCCUGGGAGGGGGUUGGAGGGGAGGUCUGGCAGCGCUGUGCCCUGCCCGGCCCUCCACCACCUGCACCCCAACCUGAGCCACUCUUUAACUUAUUCACCCUCCUCCCCCCUCCCCCCCCCCCUCCCUUGUACAUAUGUAGAAAUUAGUUUAGUUUUUAGGGGUUUUUUUUUUCUGCUUUUUUGUUUGUUU